AUGACUCUCCCUCCAGGUAUUACUCCUGCUUUUCCCAACCAAGUGUGCAAACUUCAAAGAUUCCUUUAUGGCUUAAGCCGACAAUGGUUUGCCAAGCUCUCUUCAUUUCUUCUUCAACAUGGCUAUCGACAAUCUGAAUAUGAUCAUUCUUUGUUUUUGAAGAUUUCUGAGUUUUCUACUACAACACUCCUUGUAUACGUCGAUGAUAUUGUGCUUGCAGGCAAUAAUAUUGAAGAAAUUGAAGUUGUUACACGCCUUCUAGAUCAGGCCUUCAAGAUAAAGAAUCUUGGCAAUCUCAGAUACUUCUUGGGUCUAGAAGUUGCCCGUAACAGCACUGGAAUACAUCUUUCUCAACAUAAGUACACACUGGACAUUUUGACAGAUUGCAGUAUGCUGGCUUCCCGUCCUAUUGCCACGCCCAUGGAUUAUACUGCUCGCCUUUCCAUCUCAUCUGGCACACCGCUUCCUAAUUCUUCAUCAUAUAGUCGUUUUCUUGGCUGCUUAAUAUAUCUCACUACCACUCACCCUGACAUCUCCUAUGUUGUGCAUCAUCUUAGCCAAUUCGUGUUUAGUGACUCUGAUUGGGCGAGAUGUCUCGACACUCGUCGUUCCAUUACUAAUUUUUCCAUUUACAUUGGAGAUUCACUCAUUUCAUGGCGUUCUGAGAAGCAACCUACAGUAUCUCGCAGCUCCUCCAAGGCUGAAUAUCGCGCUCUUGCAACCACAACUUGUGAGCUUCAGUGGUUAACCUAUCUGCUGAAUGAUCUCCACAUUUCAUUCAGACAACCUGCUCUUCUCUAUUGUGAUUAG
This is a messenger RNA of Vigna radiata var. radiata (mung bean), 810 nucleotides long. RefSeq lists its product as uncharacterized. The record is from RefSeq and is a predicted model, not a curated record. The coding region runs from base 1 to 810 and encodes 269 amino acids. Lineage: Eukaryota; Viridiplantae; Streptophyta; Magnoliopsida; Fabales; Fabaceae. The transcript is spliced from 2 exons.